AUGAGCAAAUCCAGUACAUUAUCGGUAGACAUUGUGGAGAAAACAGUUCAACCCCGACUGAAAGUGACUGACUCUUUAUUAGGGACAGAUACAAAAGCUGAAAUUAGGGACACAAUCUUGGGAAAUGUUUCUGACACAGGUACUAGUAUAACUACUACUGGUUCUGGUGCUGGUAAUGUUGUUGGCGCAGAUGUUGGCGCAGAUGUUGGUACAACUGUUGGUGCAACACGCCAAAGAAGAACAGCUCUAGCGUGCAUAAGAUGCAGAACUCGACAUAUCAGGUGUCCAGGGGGAGAACCAUGUAAGAAGUGCCAACUAGCGAAAACGAAAUGCGAAUACGUUGAAGCAGAUAAAAAGAUUGUUGUUUCAAUGAAGUAUCUUUCCAAAUUACAUGACGAUAUUGCAAGAUUGAAGAAAGAGAAUUCUACCUUGAGAAUAGAUUUGAAUGAACUCAAAUUUAAGCGUUCAGAGAACCUGUCUGCUUCUAGGCACCACCAGUUUAAUCAACCUAUGAUCCCAAUACAUGCUACUGGGACGACAUCAUCAAUACAAAGCUGUGAUGUAUCUCAGCCACAAUUUUCGAAUAACGCCAGUUCUGAAGUGAUCAACCCAUCAUUGGACAAACACGGAAGGCUCAUACAGUCAAGAACAGGAGAGAAAGUUUACGUUGGCUCGUCUUCGAUGACUCUAUUUGGAUUGGAAAUACAGAAUAUGGUGCCUUCUUUCCUUUCAAGCACAUUGCUUACUGAUUUUAGUGAUGCAUCUCCGACAAGCUCGCUAGACUCUCCACAAGCCGCACACUCUGUGGAUCCAUCUCACACACAUCAGCAACUUCCUAUGCCAACAAUUAAACGAGAAAGUGAGAUUUUGGAGAAAGAAGGAAACGCUUAUAAGAUAACGCUUUCUAAAACAAACACCAGACCAGGAUUGUCCAUUAAUUUCUCCUUACCAUCUUUUUCAUACGCGAUGUUGUUGGUGGAUACUUUUAUAAACUACAACGACGGUUGUUUCUAUUUUUUCAAUGAAGGUUUGGUUAAACAAUUUCUAACAAAUGUAUACUCGGGCAAAAUGGAGGAGAAUAAAAAAAUCUUGCAUCGAAACACCAAUCAAAAUAUGAGCGUUGGCACUGAAGGAAAGGGUACUAAAAAGCAUGAGGAUGAUUACACGAUACUAGAAACAAUUUGGUUUUGCAAAAUUUUACUUAUAUUUUCAGUAGGUGAAAUGUACCUAGGUACAGAAUCUGACACACACACAAAGAGGAAAAAGUUGGAGCUAAAAAGAAGAAAUAAAGAGAAAGUACACCAAAAACAUACGUUGCCAGGUGCUGGUUUCUUUUAUCAAGCGUCUGAACUAUUCACUGGGUUAUUUGCAUCGGGGGCUAUCGAUAAUAUCACAAAAGAUGGAGGAAUCGAAGCUAUGUUAUUAUAUGCAUUCUACUUGCAAGUAGCCGACUGUACCAUCGCAUCAUAUUUCUAUUUUGGAUUGGCUUUAAGAGCAGCUUUGAUUUUAGGAUGGCACGUUGACGCGGAUAAAGAGAACAUUAACAGAUUCGAGCUUGAACAUAGAAGACGAAUCUGGUGGACGGUCUACAUGUAUGAAAGAAUGCUUUCUUCAAAGGCUGGAUUACCCUUGAGUUUUGCUGAUGACUCGGUAUCCACAGAACUACCUAUGGACCUCAAGACUGAUUUGUCUAGUGGUUUUGGAACUAAAAAUUCAUCUGAUGACGUUAAAGAAUUGUACAUUUUCCCUUCGGCUGAUUAUAUCAAUAACUGUGUUACUAUAACUCAAAUCAACGCGCUAAUUUUAUCCUCGUUGUAUACCAAACAACCAACCUAUAAUAUUUUACCAAUUGUUUCCGAUUUGGUUCACCGAUUGAUAUCAUGGAGGAACUCCUUGCCUGACCACUUGGAUGUUGACUAUUCAGUAGAAGAGCCAAAGAUUUCAAGGCUUAUAGUGAAUUUAAUGACUGAGUAUUUCCAAGGUAUCAAUUUGGCCGUGCGUCCAUUACUAUUUCAUUUUGCAAGCAAGAAAUUGAAGGAAUUACUGGUGCAGAGCAGCGAAAAUAAGUACAUUGAUUUGACUAAAUAUUCCAAGAAUGUCUUGACUUUGCUAAAUGCUUCGUUUCAAGCUUCAAUUAAUACCAUCAAAAGUAUUUGGUCACUAUUGGCCGACAAUAUGGUUGCUCUUUUUGGAUGGAUGGACCGUGAGUAUUUAUUCACUUCAGCAACAACUUUGAUUUUAUUCAAUGCCUCCUUUGGUGUCCACGAGGCGACUAGAAUCCAUUUGGAUCAUGCUCUAAUAAUAUUUGCAAAGAUGAAAAGAUUAGGAAAUUAUCCAGCAGCAUUGAGAAGAGCUCAAUUACUAAAAUUGAUACGAGUACUUGAUUUCAAUGGAGUGAUGGUUGAUAUAUUAGAAAAGCAUGAUGAUGAACAUCAGGGCAACUUGUUUGAAUCUGUGGUAAAGGAGCCAGUGAACAAAGGCCUGGCAGAUAAAGAGUCAGUAAACGUGGUGCACAAUGAUCAAGAUUUCUUACAGUUUGCUAGUGGGUUUCAUGCUACUAGUGCUGAAGGGUAUGCUGAUCUAGAUUUAGGUGGUAUGGAAGAUCUUCCUGGUUUGGCCGAAGAACAAAAAUUGUGGAAAGAAAUCACCCAUGAGGCUGAAUGGCUCAAUGUGCAUUCUGCUGAGCAUCCAGAUGGCCAAACUCCAAACACAUACCAUGGAGUGUUUAGCGAUUUCAAUUAUAAUUAG
Molecule: messenger RNA, 2748 nt
Organism: Lodderomyces oxycetoniae
Lineage: Eukaryota; Fungi; Ascomycota; Pichiomycetes; Serinales; Debaryomycetaceae
Gene: PUT3
Product: Put3p
Exons: 1
Coding region: 1-2748 (915 amino acids)
Biological process (GO): regulation of DNA-templated transcription; DNA-templated transcription
Molecular function (GO): zinc ion binding; DNA-binding transcription factor activity, RNA polymerase II-specific; DNA binding
Source: RefSeq, a predicted model, not a curated record